UUUACUGUCUGUUUAGGUUUUUAUCAAGUCUAAUGUCAUUCUUGUUUAACACUUUCUUAUUCAAUCUGCCAUCUUGUUCUCCAAUAGAGGAUCACAAUGGAAAUAAGCCCGAGGACUUUUUUGUGUAUUUUAAUCCUUGACAAUUUUUUAAAAUCUUAUAUGGAGUCUGUCUUUGUGAUCGGUCUGUCAUGUAUGUUUUAAAUUUGGUCAAAUAAAUAUAUCUAUCUAUUUGUGUCAAUCUAAUGGUCCUUGACGUGAAAAAGUUUGAGAACCAUUGGCCUUAAGUGUAAAGCCGACGUUUACGUGGGGCGCUUGAAUGCAUCACCAGUAGUUAAUGUUGUAUUGGAGUCGCUCACAGCAGCUGAGAGUCGCUGUGAAGUGAACGGACUCAGACUGUCAUGUGUGAUGAGACGGGUGGACCUCAGUGAUCUUCACCGUUUCUUUCGCAAAUCUCGAUGAUAUUGCAACAAUUUUAUGUUUGUGAAUCGGAGGAAAGGAAAUGCUGCUAUUUUUUCCAGUCUUCAUCCAGAGCCAAAGCUGUUAACCACUCUCAAUGACUUUACUGUAGUUUUGCUGCGAAACCUGCGCACCAGCAUCCCUCUUAAAUUUUCUACAGUUCAACUUAGGAGUUAUUUUUUUCCUACAGAGCUGCAACUAUGCAGCAAGAGCUCUUGUUCAAAGUCCUGGUCAUCGGGGACUUGGGAGUCGGGAAAACGUCCAUCAUUAAGCGGUACGUCCAUCAGAUCUUCUCCCAACACUACAGAGCCACCAUCGGGGUGGACUUCGCCCUGAAGGUGCUGCAGUGGGACAAUGACACCGUGGUCCGGCUUCAGCUGUGGGACAUAGCAGGGCAGGAGCGGUAUGGGAACAUGACUCGUGUCUACUACCGGGAGGCGGUGGGAGCACUGGUGGUAUUUGACGUGACGAGAGCCUCCACGUUCGACGCCGUGUUGAAGUGGAAGGAUGACCUGGACUCCAAGGUGACUCUGAACCAUGGGAGACCAGUUCCAGCUGUACUCUUGGCCAAUAAGUCAGACCAGCUGGCUUCCCAGCAGCCCAAACUUGACUCUUUCUGCAGGGAGAACGGCUUUGUUGGCUGGUUCGAGACCUCAGCCAAGGAAAACACAAACAUCGAGGAGGCAACGCGGUGUUUGGUACAGCACAUCCUGAGCAACGAGGAGACCCCGGUGAUAGAGCGAGACCCUGGUUCCCUUGUCCUGACUGGAUACACUAACACCGCCAAGGAACAUCUCAACUGCUCGUCAUGUGUGAAAUGGUGACUCCUGACCAGUCACAGACAACCAGGAAGUGAACGGCUAUGAGGCCACAGCCUCAGAGAUAAGUUUGGCUCAGGGACUGUUUGUGAAAAAUUGCAUUUGUGUUCAACCAAUCUUAGCGUACAGCCGUAAGUGAAGAAAAAUGUAAAACAGGUGAGCGAUGUACCAACAUUUAUGGGCUGUGUUCACACUGCAAGGCAACACGAAAUAAUAUCAACAUAACAUAAUAUCUUUCACACAAAAGAGUCGAUUUUGACAACAUUUUAGGCAUACGCUUUAAAAAGUCUUACAAUAAGUUUUGUUUUUAAAUUCAAAUUUUUUAAAUUGCUUGAAAUUCUAGGAAAAGAAACAUUAAAUGUGAUCUUUGGCAGACUGAAUGAGUUUAUGCCAACUUUUAAUCUUUGUUUUUUAGUUUUAGUUCACAAUUUAGAUUUUACAACAAUGGAUGUUUAUUUCAUCCCCUUUUGCCACUGAAACUUUCUCUUUUAGACGUAUUAAAAAAGUAUUAAAAGUCAUUACGUUUGCACAUGAAAAUUGCACAACUUUUGUGUUAUGUUGUGUUUUGCUAGGAUGUAACCCAUAUUUAUUAUUAAUAUAAAGUUUUGGUACCUGCAACACCCACCUAAUGCUCUUGCUUGCUGGUUUUGAAAAUACUUCAGUUGUGGUACGUGCCUUUGACAUUUGGCUGAACUGCCAGCUCCCAAAAUAUGUACGGAUGUCUAUGCUACUAAGAAAACAUAUAUGGAAAAGACAUUCCAAACUUUUGCCACUAUUGUCUGCAGUGUGAAUAUAGACAAAAAAAAUAUGAAACCCUCUUGCUUUCUUUGCACGUUUUACCUGCCCAUACAUACAUAAGUGUUUAAGAACGCAGCUUAAACUGCAAAUUGUGCUGCCAAAGAUAUUUUUUAACAAAAGUUUUAUCAAAACUUGGUAAACUGCAACUGGUUACAUACAAUACAGUGUCUUUAUCCACCCAGUCCCUGAACUUGGUUCUGUUUAACAAAGUACAAAUUCAGGUUUCUGUCAUUAACCAGCUCAAACUGCAGAUUCCACUCAUAUAUAUCUAAUAUGUUUAACAUAGACCGAGCGUGAAAGUUCAUUCUUGACCUUAGAAACAGUAGUCUGACAUCUUAAAGUAAAAGUUAAUUUGCUUUUUGGUGGCGAGUUAGAUGAGAAGGUUGAUACCACUUUCAUA
Molecule: messenger RNA, 2472 nt
Organism: Thunnus maccoyii (southern bluefin tuna)
Lineage: Eukaryota; Metazoa; Chordata; Actinopteri; Scombriformes; Scombridae
Gene: rab38c
Product: RAB38c, member of RAS oncogene family
Exons: 4
Coding region: 657-1280 (207 amino acids)
Biological process (GO): vesicle-mediated transport
Cellular component (GO): trans-Golgi network; Golgi apparatus; vesicle
Molecular function (GO): GTPase activity; GTP binding
Source: RefSeq, a predicted model, not a curated record